This is a messenger RNA of Gordionus sp. m RMFG-2023, 503 nucleotides long. RefSeq names its product acyl-CoA-binding protein homolog. Gene Ontology annotation, biological process: fatty acid metabolic process. The transcript has 4 exons. The record is from RefSeq and is a predicted model, not a curated record. Gene Ontology annotation, molecular function: fatty-acyl-CoA binding. NCBI's taxonomy places the organism in Eukaryota, Metazoa, Nematomorpha, Gordioida, Chordodea, Parachordodidae. Bases 94 to 366 code for a protein of 90 amino acids.
AGGGAAUUUAUUAGUUACAUGAACCAAAAUAAAAAAUAAUAUUUUUACAGCUGUCGCUUAAAUUAUUUUUUACAUUUGAAUUUGUUUAUUACAAUGGCAGAUUUAGCGAAAUUUGAAAAAGCAGCAUCAGAUGUCAAAAAUCUAAAAAAGAAACCAGAUAACAAUGAAUUAUUAGAGUUAUAUGGUCUAUUUAAGCAAGCCACAGUAGGUGAUUGUAAUACAGAAAAACCAGGUUUACUUGAUAUUAAAGAAAAAGCUAAAUGGGAAUCUUGGAAUGCUAAAAAAGGUAUGACUAAGGAGAAUGCUAUGAAAGCUUAUAUAAAAUUGGCUGAAAGUCUUAUUAAAAAAUAUGGAUUAAAAGACUAAAACUGUUACCAAGCAAUUGUUUUAUAUUCACAUUAAUGUUUAGCUCAAUAUAUCAUUCUUUAAACUAAAAUUUUUAUAUUUUAUGUAUAUCAUUUAAUCUAUUAUAUCUAGUCCAUAAAUAAAUAUUUCAUAUUGUC